AAGCCAAUAAGGUUAGGACAAGAGAAUAGCUGUGGUUUGCGUUGCAAAAACAAAAAAAGCCCCGAGGCUCCAUGGGCAGACCUACAAGGCUGCGCAAACAAAUCGAGGGAUGAGAUUCUGCUGUUUCUUUGUCUAGGGUUCUCAGAUGCUAUCUGCUGCUGCUGUUUAGUGGGGAAAGAGCGAGCGCAGGGCUCAAGGCUGUUACUACACAGGACGGUGGGAGCUGAUGGCUCCGAGUUUGGGGCGAGAUAGAAACUCUCCAGUGCCACUUCCGACUUUAAGUCUUCCUGUUGCAGUCCGCUGUGGCGGUUUUCUUUCUGGGGAAAGCUUUUUCGUUCACUCGCUCCGCUACCCGAGCCUGCAGCAGGAGCAACAACCAGACGGCUUUCCAUUUAGCCGGGGUUCACCCUCCAGAGGCGCUCCGCUUCUAGAAGCGCUAGGGCUCCACUGAGACCUCCUAAAAUCACUUACUCGUCUUUAUCCGGGAGCAAAACUAUGUAAGGAAUGGAGGUUUGCUAAACCAGAAAAUUCGAAGGAGCAUAUUAAACUGGUGGAUGCAGCAGAUGUAAACACUGUGCAAACAUCUCAAACCAGUUCAGAUGUUGCUGUUUCCUCAAAUUGCAGGUCUAUGGAAAUGCAGGAUCUAACCAGCCCGCAUAGCCGUCUGAGUGGUAGUAGUGAAUCCCCCAGUGGCCCCAAACUCGAUAACACUCAUAUAAAUAGUAAUUCCAUGACUCCCAAUGGCACUGAAGUUAAAACAGAACCAAUGAGCAGCAGUGAAAUAGCUUCAACAACAGCAGACGGGUCUUUAGACAAUUUCUCAGGUUCAGCAAUUGGGAGCAGUAGCUUCAGCCCAAGACCAACUCACCAGUUCCCACCACAGAUUUAUCCUUCCAACAGACAGUAUCCACAUAUUCUCCCUACCCCUUCCUCACAAACUAUGGCUGCAUAUGGGCAAACACAAUUUACCACAGGAAUGCAACAAGCUACAGCGUAUGCCACAUAUCCACAGCCAGGGCAGCCAUAUGGAAUUUCCUCAUAUGGUGCAUUGUGGGCAGGCAUCAAGACUGAAGGUGGAUUGUCACAGUCUCAGUCACCUGGACAGACAGGAUUUCUAAGCUAUGGUACAAGCUUUGGUACCCCUCAACCUGGACAGGCACCAUACAGCUACCAGAUGCAAGGUAGCAGUUUUACAACAUCAUCAGGAUUAUAUACAGGAAAUAAUUCACUGACAAAUUCCUCUGGUUUUAACAGUUCACAGCAGGACUACCCAUCGUAUCCCAGUUUUGGCCAGGGUCAGUAUGCACAGUAUUAUAACAGUUCACCAUACCCAUCACAUUAUAUGACAAGCAGCAACACCAGCCCAACAACACCGUCCACAAAUGCCACUUACCAGCUUCAAGAACCACCAUCUGGCAUCACCAGUCAGGCAGUCACGGACCCCACCACAGAAUACAGUACAAUCCAUAGUCCAUCAACACCCAUUAAAGACUCAGAUUCUGAUCGAUUACGUCGAGGUUCAGAUGGAAAAUCACGUGGACGCGGACGAAGAAACAAUAACCCCUCACCUCCUCCUGAUUCUGAUCUUGAGAGGGUAUUCAUCUGGGAUUUGGACGAGACAAUCAUUGUUUUCCAUUCCUUGCUUACCGGGUCUUAUGCCAACAGAUAUGGGAGGGAUCCUCCCACUUCAGUUUCCCUUGGACUGAGAAUGGAAGAAAUGAUUUUCAACUUGGCAGACACACAUCUCUUUUUCAAUGACUUAGAAGAAUGUGACCAAGUUCAUAUAGAUGAUGUCUCUUCAGACGACAAUGGACAAGACCUAAGCACGUAUAACUUUGGAACAGAUGGCUUUCCAGCUGCAGCAACCAGUGCUAAUUUAUGCUUAGCAACUGGUGUGCGAGGCGGUGUGGACUGGAUGAGAAAGUUGGCCUUCCGAUACAGACGAGUAAAAGAGAUCUACAACACCUACAAAAACAAUGUUGGAGGUCUGCUAGGUCCCGCCAAAAGAGAAGCCUGGUUGCAGCUGAGGGCAGAGAUCGAAGCCCUAACGGACUCCUGGUUGACCCUGGCUCUGAAGGCGCUCACACUCAUUCACUCCCGAACAAACUGUGUGAAUAUUUUAGUAACGACUACUCAGCUCAUCCCAGCAUUGGCAAAAGUUCUGCUAUAUGGAUUAGGAAUUGUAUUUCCAAUAGAAAAUAUUUACAGUGCAACUAAAAUAGGAAAGGAAAGCUGUUUUGAAAGGAUAAUUCAAAGGUUUGGAAGGAAAGUGGUGUAUGUUGUGAUAGGAGAUGGUGUGGAGGAAGAACAAGGAGCAAAAAAACAUGCCAUGCCUUUCUGGAGGAUCUCCAGCCACUCAGACCUCAUGGCCCUACAUCAUGCCUUGGAGCUGGAGUACCUGUAACAGCCACAUAGCACUUUGAAGCCCCACAACUGCCCUGUGACCAGGGACAAACCCAGCAGGCCUGAGUCUCGUGUCAGCGCUGGAUGACAGAACUUGGCGAUUUCAACAUAUUGAUGCACAACUGCUGUGGGUCUUGACCUGUUGCCCUUGUGGCAAAUGGAGGACCAUGUCUUUUCCUUCAGAACAGCUGUUGAUUCUGGUACUGUGAAUCCAAUGAAAACAAGCCAUGAGAAUGUUCUAACCCAGUGUAAUGUGUCUUUGCCACAUUAACUGCACGGUUCAAACCUGUGAAGAAAGGACCUGCAAACACUUAAGUUUUUGGCGUCUUCAGUGUGACCUAAACAGCACAUGCAGCAAACUUGAUUGCACAACAAGGACUGAAACGUGCGUCCUGAAAACCAGUGGAGUAAUUUUCUUGUAAAGAAGGUUUACUUUUUGGUGUCUCAUACCCAGGGUAAUCUGUACAUCUCUACUUAUUUAUGAACAGACUUACUUUAAAAAAUAAAAACAACCUUGUUGAGGUAUAGUUCGCAUACUAUACAAUUCAUUCGAACAGAUUUUAACAUCAAAUAAUCCAAGAGACAACAGCAGAAGAAAUAAGUGAUUGAAGGCAUUUGCCUCACGACACAGCAAGUACUCCUAAUUUUAGCACAUUGCAAAGUAGUUUAAACUAUUGUCUAAUUUAAGCAUAUAAUAUGUACAUCACUGAGACAAUCAUGUACAGAAAGAAUUUUUGGUGUAAAUUUGUAAUAUGGAUGAUUCUUUUACAUAUUGUUUAGGAAAACGAUAUUGAAAGGUAGAAAUGCCUUGAUAGUGAAAUAUGAGGAAAUCCAUACACAGACUCAUGUGUGGUGCCUCACUGAAUGAAGUAUUGGAUAUAAAUAUGUAGAUAUUGGAAUUUUUUUUUUUUUUUUUUAGAUAAUGUUGUCAAGACCAAAAGCAUGGAUGUCAAGUGUCAACAGGAUUUUGUUUUUCCAAAAAUGUUCCCAUCAGUUGU
Chrysochloris asiatica (Cape golden mole) is the source of this 3401-nucleotide messenger RNA. RefSeq names its product eyes absent homolog 1 (Drosophila) (gene EYA1). Bases 629 to 2404 code for a protein of 591 amino acids. Lineage: Eukaryota; Metazoa; Chordata; Mammalia; Afrosoricida; Chrysochloridae. The record is from RefSeq and is a predicted model, not a curated record. Gene Ontology annotation, cellular component: nucleus. Gene Ontology annotation, biological process: positive regulation of DNA repair; cell differentiation; multicellular organism development. The transcript is spliced from 18 exons. Gene Ontology annotation, molecular function: protein tyrosine phosphatase activity.